Molecule: messenger RNA, 1266 nt
Organism: Fonsecaea multimorphosa CBS 102226
Lineage: Eukaryota; Fungi; Ascomycota; Eurotiomycetes; Chaetothyriales; Herpotrichiellaceae
Exons: 1
Coding region: 1-1266 (421 amino acids)
Molecular function (GO): FAD binding
Source: RefSeq, a predicted model, not a curated record
AUGCGUGUUCUGAUCAUCGGCGGCGGAUUUGGCGGCCUCUGCCUAGCGAACGGCCUGCAACAAGAGCCAGGCAUCGAAGUCCAAGUGUUUGAGAGGCACGAGGAUCCCAGACACGAGCUCGCCGGCUACGGGAUUCACGUUGGCUCCGACGGCAAGCGGGCACUACAGCGCUGUCUAGACCGGGAGAGCUGGGACCGUUUCCUGGCUGCAUCGACCCCAGCGGGUGCCCAGUGGGCGUUCCGGGACACGCAACUGCGCCUGCUAGCCUUGCGGGACGAUGCGAGAAUUUCAGGCAAACCGGAGAGCGAGGUCGAGAGAAGAGCCGCGCACCGGGCGGAAUUCCGAGAUAUCCUGCUAAAAGGCCUGGCUCGUCGAAGCGACGGGACCGUCAUGGUACACUGGGGCAAAUCCUUCACGCACUAUGAGCACCUCGACGGCGGACGAGUUCGCGCUCACUUCGCCGACACGACGAGUGCCGAGGGCGACAUCCUCAUUGGAGCGGACGGCAGCAAAUCCAAGGUCCGCGAGCAACGACUCCCGGACCUGUGCCGAGAAGAGCUCGGCGUCGUCAUCAUUUGCGGACGGUACCAAUUGGACGAGCAACGCGUGCAGAACUUACCGACGCUCAUGACAGACGGUUCACUGAACAACAUCAUCCCGUCCGGCAAAGGCUGGUUGUUCAUAGCCUCGUUCCCCUCGACGGAAGGGGAGCGUGGGCCCGUCGAGAAUUACACCCUGUGGGCCUACGUGGUGCCCAAGGCGGAGACGCCCACGGAUCCCAAAGCUCUCUCGCCAUCACAGCUGUGUGACAUGGCUCUAUCCGGUGUUCAAGGCUGGGCGGCACCGCUGGUAACCGUGGUCAGGGAUGCAGAUCUCUCGACAGUCUCCCCAAUAGUCCUGCGCUCGAUGCCUCAUUUAUCUCCGUGGGAAACAAACAGCGUAUCGCUUCUCGGUGACGCGAUCCAUAACAUGACGCCCAUGGCGGGAGUCGGAGCCAACAUUGCCCUUCGCGAUGCUCAGGUCUUGACCGAUCUCCUCAUCGACGCACAUCGAGGCAGCACCAGCAUCCUGGAUGCUCUGGCAACAUAUGAGGAUAGGAUGAGGCAGUAUGCGAAUGCGGCGGUGGCACUUUCGCGGCAGAUUGCUGAAGGCGCGAGUUCCAGUCAGAGGAUACAAAGAUGGUUGUUCCAUUUUCUGCUGCGGUUGGCGCAGGCGAGUCCGGUGGUGAUGAGAGCAACGAUCGGCAGAGGAGCUUUGGCAGACUGA